CGGGUCAAUUUAUAUCUACUUUCGGUUAAUAUAAUAUAAAUAAAUUAUUUAAUUAUAUAUUAGACUUUAAACAAUGUGGAAGAACGUCGUUAUUGUGUUUAUUAUUUUUUUCACACACUCCUUUUGUGCAAAGGUUGACUUUCCAGGCAGAGCUGUUUUAGAUAAUUUUCCUCUAAUAGACGGGCACAAUGAUUUGCCAUGGAAUAUUUUUUUAAAUGCAAAAAACCAUCUAGAAAAAUGUAAAAUAGAGGCAGAUUUAACAAAAGAUGAAUUAUUUGGAAGUAAAAAUUGUGUAUCUUGUGUCACAGAUUUGCCUAGGCUUAAAAAGGGAAAACUUGGUGCUCAAUUUUGGGCUGCAUAUGUCGAUUGUACCAAAUCAAAAGAUCCUGUCUUGGAUACAUUGGAGCAAAUUGAUGUUAUUAAAAGAAUGGUUCGAAAAUAUCCAAAUGAUUUAAAAUUUACCACAACCGCUGAUGGUAUUCUGGAAGCAUUUAAGGAAAAGAAAAUAGCCAGCUUGAUUGGAGUAGAAGGUGGCCACUCAAUAGACAAUCAUUUGUCUGUUUUAAGGGCUUUCUAUGAUCUUGGAGUGAGAUAUCUAACUUUAACACACACUUGCAAUUUAGAUUGGGCUGAUUCAUCAUUAGUUGACGACCCCAAAAGCACUCACAAAAAAGGAAACCUAAACGAUUUUGGAAAGAAAAUAGUCUUAGAAAUGAACAGACUGGGUAUGCUGGUAGACUUAUCUCACGUUUCAAAAAAUAUUAUGUGGGAUGUUUUGAAUGUAACUAGAUCUCCGAUUAUCUUUUCUCAUUCUUCUGCGAAAGCGAUAUAUUCGCAUUCCAGAAAUGUUGAUGAUGAUGUUUUAUUAAAAGUUAAAUUAAAUGGUGGUAUUGUUAUGGUAAACUUCUUUAGUCAAUUUAUUUCCAGAGGAAAUGCCACUAUUAAAGACGUCACAGAUCACAUAAAUCACAUAGCUGAUAUAGCUGGAAUAGAUCAUGUUGGUAUAGGUUCUGAUUUUGAUGGCGUUCCGAGUUACCCAAAAGGUUUGGAGGAUACCUCAAAAUAUCCAGAUUUAUUUGAUUUGCUAAGAGAACAAAACAAAACUAAAUGGACUGUUGAAAAUUUGGAGAAACUGGCUGGAAGGAAUUUUAUAAGGGUGUUUAAAACCAAUGAAAAAAUAAGGGAUGAUUUGACAAAGGAAGAACCCGUCGAGAAUCCAUAAAUCCAUGAUUAAAUCAAAAUAUAUAUGUCUCCAUUUUGUAAAUAUCAAAUACAUUUUAUCAAUUUAAAUGCAAAAUUUAAUUUACUAUGUAAAAUAUUGACUUUUCUGAAUGUUCUAAUAAAAACACAAAAUCCACAAAAUUUGUAAACAAAAC
Messenger RNA from Brassicogethes aeneus, 1376 nucleotides. Lineage: Eukaryota; Metazoa; Arthropoda; Insecta; Coleoptera; Nitidulidae. The record is from the annotation of a GenBank genome assembly.